Molecule: messenger RNA, 771 nt
Organism: Plasmodium malariae
Lineage: Eukaryota; Apicomplexa; Aconoidasida; Haemosporida; Plasmodiidae
Product: fam-m protein
Exons: 2
Coding region: 1-771 (256 amino acids)
Source: RefSeq, a predicted model, not a curated record
AUGGAACAAAAAAUUAAGCCAAGCUCAUUUAUUAAAAUUUUUGCGUUUAUUUUUUUAACUUGGAUAUCUCAUUUUAACGAUGAUAUAAUCACGUUUAACAAACUCUCGAAUGAAAACUAUAGCAUUAGUAAAAAGAUAGGUGCACGAAGUUAUCGUUUACUAGCUAAAUACAAACAACAUAAGAAUUCAUAUUAUACAGAACUAAGAGAUGAUAUACCAAACAAUAGAGAUUGCAAAAAUAAAGAUAUAUCUAAUUACGAAAAAGGAUCCAAAAAAAAAAACAGACAAUCUAUUCGAAGUUCGUUAAAUAAGGCACAAUACUAUACAGAAAUUAUGGAUUAUAAUAAUGGGAUGUUUGAUGGGAAACAUUUUCAUUUUGAAAAAAAAUUGAUCAAAAAAAAACAUUAUGAUGAUUUAUUGGAAAAGAAUAGGAGAAUUUGUAACAUGGCUUUAAAAAAAAUAAAAUUUAGAAGUUACGGAUUUGGAGUUACUACGUUUUUUCUUUUUUUCGUGUUAGGAAUAGGAAUACCGAUAAUAAAAGGACUAGAAUCAGUGGACAAUAUUUUAGAUGUAAAACCAAUUAAGCAAGUUUGUGAACUUAUAAAGAAAAUACCUGGUCUCACAAACUUAGAUGAUAUAUAUAUAUAUUUAAUAUUUUUUAGCGUGAUUAUUAUUAUAUUAACAAUCAUACUUCUAAUAGCGAUUCCUAAGAUAUUAAGCAAUAAUGAGAAAUAUAAAAAAAUUAAGUUGAUAUCUCAAUUAAAUGAAUAA